Molecule: messenger RNA, 1688 nt
Organism: Coprinopsis cinerea okayama7#130
Lineage: Eukaryota; Fungi; Basidiomycota; Agaricomycetes; Agaricales; Psathyrellaceae
Product: oxalate decarboxylase
Exons: 14
Coding region: 69-1526 (485 amino acids)
Biological process (GO): oxalate metabolic process
Source: RefSeq, a predicted model, not a curated record
UUUCCUGGACACCACUCACGACGACUUCAACCUCUCCUCCAGUCUAGAUAUCACUAACUUGGCCAACGAUGAUCCGCUUCUCGACGUGCCUCAUCGCGCUCCUCCUCGCCUCUUCGUCCCUCGCUGUGCCUUCUCCAUGGGUGAAGCACAUCCCCCGCGAGCUAGAGGGGUCGUUCUGGCCUCACCCUCCCAAGCCUCAGUCCCAAAGCGAAAUACUAGGCGGCGGGACUGCCCCCCACUCAGGCAACGAGUCCCCUUCGACCCCACAGGAUACGCCGAGCGCUUCAGGUACGGACACCGCCGUGCCCGCGCACGAAACGGUCCCUACUAUUAGUUUGGACCGCAACGACCCCGUUUGGGACUCGAGCUUUGAGGGCCCAUUCGAUGCCAUCCGGGGACCGCUGGGCGCGACGAUUAUUGGGCCCAAUAACCCCAACAUCGCGGUUCAGAACCCGGAUUUGUUCGCCCCUCCCAGUACGGAUUCUGGUACUGUACCCAACGUCAAGUGGCCGAUGAGUUUGAGCCAUAAUCGCCUUCAAACGGGUGGAUGGGCACGGCAACAGAACAUUGAUGUCAUGCCUAUCGCGAAAGCUAUGGCUGGUGUGAACAUGCGGUUGAAGCCUGGAGCCAUUCGAGAACUGCACUGGCAUAGUACGGCAGAAUGGGCCUAUGUGAUUAAAGGAAGUACUCAAGUCACAUCUGUCGAUGCCGAGGGUAGGAACUUCAUCUCAACGGUUGGCCCGGGCGAUUUGUGGUACUUCCCUCCUGGUAUCCCGCAUUCCUUGCAAGCUACCGGUGACGACCCCGAAGGGUCAGAGUUCUUGCUUGUGUUCGACGAUGGCGCGUUCAGUGAAGACAAUACAUUCAUGCUGACCGACUGGCUUGCCCACGUCCCUGCUGGAGUGCUGGAGAAGAACUUCCAACUUGGUGCCACCGCCUUCGCAGACCUUCCCGCCAAAGACCUGUACAUCUUCCCUGCCGACGUCCCAGCAGACGACCAAGAAGCACCCGAGAGCCCCUUCGGAACCGUGCCCGACCCCUUCUCCUUCGCCCUCUCGAAGAUGAACGCCACGCAAUUUGAAGGUGGAUCUGUGAAGAUUGUCGAUUCGACCACUUUUAAGAUCUCGAAGACGAUUGCGGCUGCUGAGGUUACGGUUGAACCUGGUGCAAUGCGGGAGCUUCACUGGCACCCUACCCAGGACGAGUGGGAUUUCUUCCUGGAGGGUCAAGGUCGUAUCACCGUAUUCGCUGCCCAGGGCAAUGCUCGAACAUUCGAUUUCCAGGCCGGAGAUGUUGGUUAUAUUCCCGCAUCAUUCGGACAUUACAUAGAGAACACGGGUAACACCACAUUGAAGUUCCUCGAAAUUUGGAAUACACCCAAGUUCCAGGAUAUCAGUUUGGCUCAGUGGCUGGCUCUUAUCCCUCCUUCCCUUGUCAAAGCCCAUCUCGGAUUCACGGACGAAGUGAUAGAGAAGUUGCCAAAGACCAAGCCUGUUGUUGUAGUCCCCAAGAGCGCUUCGAAGUGAACUAACUAAAUAUUUUCUUCUAUUCGUUUCCUGAGCCAUUUCUUACCGCGAUAUCUGACCACGAGUGUCAUACGAUUUUAGUGUAUGCUAAACCAUCUGUCACAGAUGGACAUCUAGAAGUAUUUCUACCUGUUCAAAUUAUCGAACGUGGUCUAGCUCUAU